AUGUUAAGUAAUAUUUCGAGCCUCCCAUAUAGAGCAACUCCAGGCUUACAUUUCAAUGAAAUCAAACAAACCCUAGUACUUAGAAGUAAUCUUCGUCCCGACAUUGAACCAGAGUGGUCUGGCUUUGGCAACCAGUAUGGGUUAUCCAUACCGGCAAAGCCAUCUAUUGAAACAUUGGGCUCUCGUGGCUUGCUUGACCAAUCGGUCAAGUCCAUCUACCAAAUGUCUGAACCUGCUAUUCCUCUCAUACUAAGCGGGAUUAAUAUUGCAACAAUUAGUCAACACUAG
Messenger RNA from Strongylus vulgaris, 288 nucleotides. Lineage: Eukaryota; Metazoa; Nematoda; Chromadorea; Rhabditida; Strongylidae. The record is from the annotation of a GenBank genome assembly.